This is a messenger RNA of Paramormyrops kingsleyae, 2585 nucleotides long. RefSeq lists its product as uncharacterized. The record is from RefSeq and is a predicted model, not a curated record. Lineage: Eukaryota; Metazoa; Chordata; Actinopteri; Osteoglossiformes; Mormyridae.
UGCUAUGAACAUAUGAUGCAUCUGCUUGGGAAGUCAAUAAUUCUGAAAGCGGGUGGCAAAUUAGGACACGAAGCAGGGUGAUAUUAAAAGCCUCCAUAGCCUCCCUCCUUCUGCUGCCAAGUAGUGGGUGGAUUGUUUUUCUAGUUUUUCAAUAAUUAGCACUUUAAUCAUGUUUGGUUGUGGUAGCAGUAUAGUGUAGGUCAAUAAACAUGGGAGCUGAUUAGUCUGUGACUCCAGGUCACCCUGGCGAAUUGAAAUGUCCCAACUGGAAAAACACUCAGCUGCCCAAAAUCCCAGUUUCGUUCUUUAAUCCAGCAUGUAUCACAUCAGGCAGUCUGCUGAGUGAUUGAUCUGUUCAUCUUAACAAAUUUGGGAGAAAAAUGCUUUUGUUGUUAAAGCUUCCUCUGGAUUUGUGAUGGAUAGUGGAAAAAUCACAGCCGGGCAAGGCCUAGGAUAGAUCAUCAAUGACCAAAGAGAAAUGAACUGUUGGAUUCUCAAAAAACCCAGUGCCAUUUUUCUGCAUAUUAUAUUUUGUUUUGAGUGCUGUGCAUGUGUGUUGAGAGCCAUACAUGUGCUUACCAAACAGAAAUCUUUACAUGUGAUCAAAUACCUAAAAUACCCUAAUAUAAUAUGCAAACAUUUGUUUGGUAUUCAGUACUAAGGACUGAAAAUUCAGAUCUUACUCAAAUCUUAACAUAAUGAUAAUGCAUUUAUGUAUUCUCUUCAAAUGCACAAAUCUUCAGCAAGAACAUACCUACGACGAAAAUAUAGCGUCUAUUUAAACAAUUAUGGACGUAUGCUGCCCUCUUGUGGGAAUUCUGUGAAGCGACGACGCAUUGUAGCCCCAGUUUUACCAGAUUUCCUGAGAAGUUGAGUUACACGUCAGAAUGUAACCUGUACUGGUGAGCGGACGUGUACUGUGACCUCACCAGUUCCUGCGUAUCAGCUGACCCCGGAUACAAGGAGACAUGGAACGUGUAGCCGAUAUGCCUAACAACGGCGGGUUCUCCAUGGCUGGCAUUUCCCCCACUCCACGUAAGAGGCAGGUGCGGUUCUCUGCCCGGCAUGACAUCCUUCUGCUGCGUGAAGUCAUUGCUCAGAACCCUUUCUCCUCCAAAGAGCCCGGCAGGAUUUGGGCCAAAGUGGGUGAAAUAAUCACGGCUGCCCUGCAGGACGAGAGCUUUGAGGUGGAUGCCAGGCGCUGCCGUGAGAGGACCGCCCUUCUGCUGGAUUACUAUAAGAAGCAGGACUUCAGCAGCUUGCGCAGGUUUGGGACAGAAAGACUUUAUGCCCAGAAGGAGGAUCUCUUACAUGAAGUCCUGGAGCUGGAGGCAGAGAAGGGCCUCAUGGGAAGUGGCGAGAGUAAGUACCAGGAUGAAGAGCUUCGGAAAAGAGCGAUAGAGGAGCUGCCGCUGCCGGAGCAGGACAAACCCAACGUGAUGCCCAACCAGACAGCUCCUCCUACAGCAGCCCCUACCCCAGAGCCAGAGGAGCAGGAGGAGCUACCUGACCUGGCAGCACCUACAGCCAAGCGGCCGUGUCAGUGCUGCUGCCAGACCUACUCCGAGAUCCUCAGCUUCCUGGAGAAACGGUCGGAGGCGGAGCACCGUCUGCGCGAGGAGGAGAUGGCCCUGCGACGCGAGGAGCUGGAGAUCCAGCGGAGCAAGAUCGCGCUGGAGAGGGAGAGACUGGGCGCCGAGAGGAAGGAGCGCGAGCGCCGCUUCGAGCUGGAGAGCCAGGAGAGGCAGGUCAUCCUGGAUCUGCUCAAAGAGAAAGUGCUGAAAGGCUGAGGCCUUGAUGAGAUACGGCUGGACUGUAGUGAAAUUGCAGGAAAGGAUAAAAACAUUUCUGCCUUUUAAAAUGAGACAUAAAUCCUUUGGGUCAAGCUUUGCAAAGUAGAGCUGGUUUGGUUUUAGAAUCAUACAUGGCAGCUGAUUCUUCGGUUAGAAGGAAGCGUUUAUUUGUAGAAGGCCCCUGUGAAAUGAACCGGAGGACCCCCACUGUUAUGCUUGUUUGUUGUAUCGGAGCAUUUUUGGCUCAGCUAAGUGCCACGGCCCUCAUGACUGGGCUGAAAUGGAUGCAAGAAAGAAAUAUAAGUAUGGAUUAAGCAGGUGGAAUCCAAGGCGAAACAUUUAUCUAGUAGUUUUCCACGUUUAACACUGCAUUUCUGCUCAAGGGCUAAAGCACUGGGCAAAUAAAGGUUUGUGCGGGUGAAGCAAAAGGUGGUCUUAUCACCCAGUCACUCACUAAAUAUGAUGAUGUGUCAUUUCACCUCUCUUGCCCGUAGGUGUAAUCAAUGAAUUGGCCGCAUACAAUGAAUUAUGUGUACCUUUACAGCUAUAUGUAAGAAUUUUUAUUUUUGUUUGAAUGCUGCUGCUUUGCCAUGAGAGGGCCCAGUGAUUUAUAGAUAUGCACAUGUAAAUAAUAAUUUGUUGCUGAUACUGUAAAAAUCAUUUGUAUAGUUCUAGAUUAUGCCUUCAGCAUAAACGUGUAUUUUAGUCAAUUUUUGAAAUGUAUUUUAUACUGGCAUUCUAUUUUGUUUGUGCUAAAUUAAAAAGCGAAUAAAAAAAUGUGGGUGAUUUUCA